Molecule: messenger RNA, 2429 nt
Organism: Coregonus clupeaformis (lake whitefish)
Lineage: Eukaryota; Metazoa; Chordata; Actinopteri; Salmoniformes; Salmonidae
Product: growth/differentiation factor 9
Exons: 3
Coding region: 99-1436 (445 amino acids)
Biological process (GO): BMP signaling pathway; SMAD protein signal transduction
Cellular component (GO): extracellular region
Molecular function (GO): growth factor activity; cytokine activity
Source: RefSeq, a predicted model, not a curated record
GCGAGUUGAUCGCGCACACCUGUUCAAUUUGAGAGACGGGUGUAUAGGUUGGUUGAGCUGAGGGAGUUCUCCAUAAAGUUUAGACGGAUUGAUUUACAAUGGAGACUCACCUCCACUUGACUAUUGUUCUUCAUUACUGGACCUCUAUUUUACUACAACUUUUGAUCGGCGGACUUUCACUUGGAUCGUUCCCGACUACGUCAAACCUAGCUGACGAGUUUGGCGAUUCCACUUUGUACCAACAUGACAGUAUCUUGUCGCCCCUUCUGAAGGCGCUGACCGCACAGGGAGAUCCAUGGCGAGACACGACCCCAAGAAUGAGACCCGAGUCGAGAUAUGUUCGAUACAUGAAAAGACUGUACAGGAUGUCUUCAAGACAUGAGAGGAGUUCUGAAGGGAACAACCACUUGUACAACACAGUUCGACUGAUAACCCCGCGGGAUGAGUGCCUGGAGCAAAGCAAAGAGUUCUUCAUGCAAGACCUCUCCUACAAUCUUCACCGUGUCAGAGCCAAGGAGCAGCUCCUGAAGUCUGUCCUGCUGUACUCUUUCGACCAAGAGCAGGCCACGUCCAUGACUACCCUGUGUUACCUAGAUGUGAAAGAGCGGGAUACCCAGGAUCAGUGUCCUCUCUGCCCCAGCACCCAUCACUCAGUUAACUUCCUGUUCCACACGGACCGCAGGAGGAAGUGGGUUGAGGUGGACGUCACAGCAUUUCUCCAACCUCUCAUCCAGUCCCACAAGAAAGACAUCAACCUGUUGAUCAACCUGACCUGUGUGGAGGGAAGAGGCAGAGGGGCUAAGGGUGGAGGAGAGGAGCGGAGUGGUAGGGGCCCCGUGGAGCUCCACCUGAGGUCUCCGUCCUUGCUCCUGUACCUCAACGACACCAGUGAGCUGGCACACCGAAGAUGGCUGCCCACCAGGUCACGAGGUCAUAUGAGGUCAGCCAAUGAGUUGGACACCUUAGAGAGCCUGGCGGAGUUCAAACCAGAGCGAAGGGUCAGCCGGAGCGAGAGGAGGAGGGUGAGGAGAGAAUCUCCAGAUCUGUCGACGAACAACGCAGGAGGCAAAACGAGCACGAAGACCGUCCUCCCUGACCUCCUCCUGAGUUCUGACUUCCCUACGAGCGACUGUGCCUUGUACGACUUCAGAGUGAGCUUCAGUGAGCUCAAACUGAGCCAUUGGAUCAUUUUCCCCCACAGGUACAACCCCAGGUACUGUAAAGGCACCUGUCCCAGGGCUGUGGGGUUCAUCUACGGCUCCCCCAGACACACCUUCUUCCAGAACAUGAUCUACCACAAACUGGACUCCUCUGUACCACGGCCUUCCUGUGUUCCCUCGGAGUACAACCCCCUGAGUGUCUUAACCCUUGAAGCUGACUCCAUCGCCUACAAGGAGUUAGAUGAAAUGAUCGCCACGAGGUGCACGUGUCGCUAAAGGCCCACCUCCAGGGUCGGGCUCAAUUCCAUUUCAACUCAGUGUGAAACUGAAAACUCUAAACUGAAAUUCCAAUUGUUGUCAGUGCUUUUCAAUGUAAAAAAAUCCUCUUGCUCUGGCUGAUCCUUAGCUCCGGGAAUUGACUGAAUUGAAAUGGAAUUGACCCCAACCCUACCUCCCCUACUGCCUGAUGACGUUGUUUUACCAGCCUCAACACUUUGACCGUUAACCUACCUUCUGCUUCGACUGCCACUAGACUUACUCCAUCCUCCUCAAGCCCUUGACUUUAGUGACUUUUUCACAUUAAAUCGGCUAAUUGUAACAUCCUGGUCUGGUGACUCCAUGUCAAAACAUCAGUGCGUGGAGUUCGAUUUGAUCUAGAACAGAUGUAUUUACUUACUUGCCAAAGUAGUUUUUUUAUCUAAAUGGAAAAUAUGGCAUUGAUUUCCCUUUGUUUAUGUGAAGUGAUGGGCAGGAAUGUUGUGAACACUUCUUAUCCCCCCACUUACUGUUUGUUUGUUUGUGAUGUGCUUUUUGCAUUGCGUUGACAUACAUGGAUUGAUUAUUAAUGAUUUUUAAGUUAUUAUUUUUGUUAAUUUAUUUUGGGUGUUCUGUCAUCUUUAUUCUCUAUUCUUUCACACUAACUGGUGCAUCUGUUCUGGACAAAAUAUGAAAAAAGUGGUCUUUAAAUACUCGUAUCAAACACUUUUUUACGUUUUUAUUUUAUUCCUGGGGAUUGCAGACGGUUGUUUCAUGGACAACCUCUCUUUUCAUAAGGUCCAGAAUGUAAGUUAUCUUUUAUGGACAACUUGAUGUUUCAGUGUGUAUUUAUUACCUUGGGUCAUGAAAUGACUGCAUACCUAUAUGAAUUUGUAUUGACAAAUGUAACUAAAAUGCCUGUAGUCUAUUUAUGCAAAACAAAUUAAAUGUACUGUACGGUCUUGUUUGGCUCACUGAUUAUCAAAAAAUGAAUAAUUAGAAAAAUAUUCAUUA